AUGCAAAUACCACGCAAAAGGAAGAAACCAAUUUUUAGACGACUCAGGGAAUACAUAGGCAGUAUUACAGGUAAAACACAGGUUAUUUCGGGUAUUCCCGGUGAGAAUGGAGCACGUAUCAUACAUAUCAACAAUGCUGCUAUGAAUAACGAGCAAGGUUUUCUACAUAACGCCAUUACGACUGGAAAGUACAAUGUGUUUACCUUUUUACCAAGAUUUUUGUAUGAAGAGUUUUCAAAGUAUGCCAAUCUUUUUUUCUUAUUUGUGUCAUGUAUUCAGCAAAUUCCAGAUGUAUCACCUACUUCACGAUGGACUACACUUGUGCCCUUGGUGAUUGUAUUAUUUAUUACAGCAGUGAAAGAAAUAAUUGAAGAUUGGGGUGUUCAUCGCUCCGAUGCAGAACUUAAUUCUAAAAAAUGUAAAGUGCUGGAAGGAACAGAGUUCGUAACAAAAAAGUGGAAGAAUGUCAAAGUAGGUGAUAUAUUACGUGUAGAAAGUGGCGAGAACUUUCCUGCCGAUUUGAUCUUAAUGAGCAGUUCAGAACCAGAAGGCCUCUGUUACAUCGAAACUAGUAAUUUAGAUGGUGAGGUCAACUUGAAGAUCAAACAGGCCUUACCACAAACCGCGAAUAUUCUCAAUCCAGCAGAUAUGAGCCGACUACAAGGUGUUAUCAAAUCGGAACAGCCAAACAAUCGAUUAUACAACUAUGAUGGUACUCUAUCGCUCAAUUCAUACGGAGCUCAACGUCAGGAUUAUGCUUUAACCCCUACUCAAUUGCUUCUAAGAGGAGCCCAACUCAGAAAUACAUCUUGGAUUUAUGGUCUUGUUGUUUUUACAGGCCAUGAAACCAAACUCAUGCUAAAUUCCAGUAAAAAGCCCUCCAAGGUAUCCAAUGUCACACAUAUCACCAACCAGAACAUCAUGUAUUUAUUUUGGAUUUUAGUGGGUAUGAGUUUUGCUGGUGCUCUUGGUGGUGUCUUAUUUUCCAAAUUCAAAGGUGAACAAGCAACCUACCUACCUUUGCACUCGAUGACCUAUGGACAAGAAUUUGGUUACGACAUCUUGACUUUCCUGAUUUUAUUCAAUUCGUUCAUUCCUAUCAGUUUAAUGGUGACUAUGGAAGUGGUAAAAUUUAUUCUAUCUUAUCUUAUCGAAAAUGAUUUGGACCUCUAUUACGACAAAACAAAUACGCCUGCCACAGCUAGAAGCAGUAGCUUAAUUGAAGAAUUGGGACAGGUCAAAAUCAUUUUCUCUGAUAAAACGGGUACUUUGACAUGUAAUGAAAUGCAAUUUCGGCAAGUAUCCAUUGGCGGAUUAUACUAUGCUGAUGAAGUAGAGCCCGACAAACAAGCCAGGGAAGGAGCAGAAGGUCAAGAUCCUACAAUGCAAUACACCUUUGAUCAACUGCAAGAGCAUUUGAACACACAUUCCACGGCCAAUGUCAUCAAUGAAUUUCUGACUUUAUUAGCGGUUUGCCAUACCGUUAUUCCUGAACGCCAAAAUGAUGGUGAGAUUGUAUAUCAGGCAUCAUCGCCUGACGAAGGCGCCCUAGUGAAAGGGGCAGCCUCGCUGGGUUAUCAAUUCCACACGCGUCGACCGAAUUCUGUCACCUGCACCAUUCGUGGCCAAGAUCAAGAGUUCCAAGUGCUAAAUAUUUGUGAAUUCAAUUCUUCUCGUAAACGUAUGUCGGCUAUCAUUCGGGGCCCUGAUAACCGUAUCAAAUUAUAUUGUAAAGGUGCUGAUACUGUUAUUUUGGAACGUUUGGCUCCAGAAAAUCCGUUUACUGAACCCACUUUACUUCACUUGGAAGAAUGUGCUUCGGAAGGUCUCCGCACACUUUGUAUUGCUAUGAGAGAAAUUCCUGAAGAGGAGUAUGCUCGCUGGUCGCAGAUUAUGGAAUCAGCGUCUACUACACUAGUAAAUCGUGCGGAGGAAUUGGACCGUGCAGCUGAAAUGAUUGAAAAAGAUUUGUUUUUGCUGGGUGCUACGGCUAUUGAGGAUCGACUUCAGGAUGGUGUGCCUGAAACGAUCCAUACUUUACAAGAAGCUGGUAUCAAUGUUUGGGUGUUAACGGGUGAUCGUCAAGAAACAGCUAUCAAUAUUGGCUAUUCGUGUAAAUUGUUGAAUGAGGAUAUGAGUUUGAUUGUGUGUAAUGAAGAUAAUCAUUGGGAAACAAGAAGCUUUUUGGAGAAAAAGCUAAGAGAUAUCAAUGAUCUGAUCACAAGAGGGGAAGAUUUGGAGCCUUUGGCAUUAGUCAUUGAUGGUAAAGCGUUAUCAUUCGCGCUUGAAAAAGAUAUUGAAAAGAUCUUUUAUGACCUCGCCAUUCUAUGUAAAGCUGUUAUUUGUUGCCGUGUAUCACCACUUCAGAAAGCUUUGGUAGUCAAAUGUGUCAGGCGUUACGAUAAUUCAAUUUUGCUGGCUAUUGGUGAUGGUGCAAAUGAUGUAUCCAUGAUUCAAGCUGCUCAUGUUGGUGUCGGUAUAAGUGGUGUAGAAGGUCUCCAAGCUGCCCGCAGUGCUGACUUUGCUAUUUCACAGUUCAGAUUCCUCAAGAAGUUAUUGCUUGUACAUGGUGCUUGGGCUUAUCAACGUUUGAGCAAGAUGAUUUUCUAUUACUUUUAUAAAAAUGUCGCUCUUUAUCUCACACAAUUUUGGUAUGGCUUCUACAAUGGCUUUUCUGGCACAACCCUUUACGAAUCGUGGACCAUGUCAAAUUUCAAUGUCUUCUUUACGUUUUUGCCUCCUGUGGUGAUUGGUGUUUUUGACAAGAUUGUUUCAUCCCGUAUGCUUGAUAGAUAUCCUCAAAUGUAUACACUUGGACAAAAGAAUGUAUUUUUCAAUCAAAAGAAAUUUUGGGGCUGGAUGGCGAACGCCGCCUUUCACUCUUUGGCUUUGUUUUUCUUGGGUGUCGGAGCCUUCAGAUCUGAAGGUGUGUUCAAAAAUGGCAUGAUUUGCGGUCAUUGGUGGGCAGGAACAGCUGUCUUUACAGCUGUCCUUGCUUGCAUUCUAUGGAAAGGUGCCCUCAUUGUAGAUGUUUGGACAAAGUACACUGUAAUGGCUAUGAUUGGCUCUAUGGCAAUUUGGUUUUUAUACAUGUUACUUACAGAUUAUAUUGGUUCCAGUAUAUCCGUCAAUACAUUGCCUGAGUAUUACGGAAUGAUACCUAUGUUAUGGGGUAACGUGAAUUUCUGGCUAUUCCUCAUCAUUAUUCCAUUUAUUUGUAACCUGCGUGAUAUUGUUUGGAAGUAUGGACAACGUGUCUUUUGGCCUAUGCCGUAUCACCAUGUACAGGAAAUCCAAUUCUACAAUUUGCCAGAUUACAGACCAAGGAUGGAUCGAUUUAGGCAAGCUGUUAAUAAAGUACGUCGAAUCCAGAGACUCAAGCGUAAUCGCGGUUAUGCAUUCUCGCAAAAUGAAACAGAUCAAACCAAGAUCAUUCGAGCAUACGAUACAACACAACAGAAGCCAACUGGUUAA
Mycotypha africana is the source of this 3474-nucleotide messenger RNA. RefSeq lists its product as uncharacterized. Bases 1 to 3474 code for a protein of 1157 amino acids. Gene Ontology annotation, biological process: intracellular protein transport; endocytic recycling; post-Golgi vesicle-mediated transport. Gene Ontology annotation, cellular component: plasma membrane. NCBI's taxonomy places the organism in Eukaryota, Fungi, Mucoromycota, Mucoromycetes, Mucorales, Mycotyphaceae. The record is from RefSeq and is a predicted model, not a curated record. The transcript is spliced from 7 exons. Gene Ontology annotation, molecular function: ATP hydrolysis activity; ATP binding; magnesium ion binding.